AUGCCUACCCGGUCUACUUCGUCGACGACAACAGAAGAGAUCAUCAAGAUGUAUGCUCCGGACACUUGGUCCCGCUGGGUCUUGGUUCCACUCUGGACCACUCAUAUCUUUCUUAUACUCUGUUUCUUCGGCCUGCAAGGCUACUUCAUGCUCAGCUUUGAUGGACAACACGGUUAUACACCUACUGCAUGGAUAGCAACCAUCUCCCUCAUAGGCAUAUGCAUGCUCUCAGAACCACUCGAGAUCGUCCUUCGAUCAUUCAAGUACCUUCAGCCUUUGACCUAUCUCGGUCUACAAAUUUGCAAAGUGUUGUUCUGGUCCAUCUACCUGGUCCUGGAUUUCAUGGACUUUACGGCAAAUUCGAAGCAGCCGCUGUGGAUGGUCGGGUUGGCCAUUGCAGCUAUCAUCACCGGAUCAUACUACGCGAGUCUGGCCUACGGCGCCUUUGUGACACAUCGACGGCUUAAGGGAGGAAGAUUCAUGCACGUGGACGAGAAUGGAGAUUUUACAACAGAACGACAUACUGGCUAUGAGAAGAUGCCUGAUCUGCCUUGA
This is a messenger RNA of Recurvomyces mirabilis, 555 nucleotides long. RefSeq lists its product as uncharacterized. The transcript is spliced from 3 exons. The coding region runs from base 1 to 555 and encodes 184 amino acids. NCBI's taxonomy places the organism in Eukaryota, Fungi, Ascomycota, Dothideomycetes, Mycosphaerellales, Teratosphaeriaceae. The record is from RefSeq and is a predicted model, not a curated record.